AUGAUGGACACAGACACUGCCAACGCCAUGGAGGAGCCAAUCACAGCUGAAGAACUAUCACAGGCCCUGAAAAUGGCCAAAAAUGGGAAAAGUCCGGGACCGGACGGCUUCACCAUCAAAUAUUAUAGAACAUACCGCGACGCACUGAUUCCACACCUUUUGGCCAUGCUCAACACACUCAGAGAAGGGGACAAUGUGGGACACAAAACCUCGACCAUGACCGAACCAAGCUGCCGGACCAGGACACCACACGACACAAGACACCCACCCUACCACACCCUUAACCAACCACACUCACUUAACACUAAGACCAUACAACACCUCCACCAGUCACACCCCACCACACACAGCACCACACAGACCCAUCACCAUGAUGCAUCACUGACAAACCCCUAA
Messenger RNA from Pelobates cultripes (western spadefoot toad), 396 nucleotides. The record is from the annotation of a GenBank genome assembly. Lineage: Eukaryota; Metazoa; Chordata; Amphibia; Anura; Pelobatidae.